GAGAGGCGUCUGGAAUUCCCAACUCAACCCUCCUUCUGCCUUCUCUGCCCUUCUCUCAAUUUCCAUUCCCUUCUCUCUUCCAUUGCCCUUCUCUUUUCCGAUUUUCCCCUUUUCUCCACCCCCCUCCUCCUCUUCACUCUCCUCAAACCAAUUUACCCGCCCUUUUUGAAUUUCUUCCUUCUUCCUCUUUCCAAUUCCGAACCCUAACUAAUCCCGACCAUUUUCUCGAUUUACUUUGUUUCUUUCCACAAUUCCAGGUGGAUCUUUGCUUGCCUUUCGACUUCAACACUGGGAACGCCUGGUGCUGAAGUUCCAGCUGGGUUGAGCUACGUUCCCGGCUCGAUCUCGGUGUGAACAGCUAGGGUUUUCACUCUUCUCGUGGUAAAUUUUUCAUUCUUAUUCAGUUUUCUAGUUGGAAGUUGUGAUUGGGGGGGUGGGUUUCUAUCGUAUGGAGCUUUGGUUGACAUAGAGUGCUUUGAAGUGGAAUAAAGAAGCAAAAACAGGCUUUGUUUGUCUCCUCUAGAGCAAGAACAGCACUGAUUAUUUAAUACACAGAUAUUUUCUGCUUUAAGUUAGUAGAUUAGAAGAAAGUAGGUGAAUGGAAAACCGUGAGCUGAUGCUUGGCCAAAAUCACAAAUUGGGUCUUGAGCAGAACCAACAGAUGGCGCUAGGAGGGCUUGGUCAUAGUAUGGGUAUGAACCAGAGCCAUGGAUUGGAGUUGGGGCAGACUCAUGAACAUGAGCAUGAGCUGGGUUUGGAGCAUGCCCAUGAGAGUGAAAUGCGUUUAGAACAGAGCCACGAGCAUGAGGGACAUGAUGAACAUGAUUAUGAUGAAGAUGGGACUGAUGGGCUUGCAAUGGAGCAGAAACCAGAGAACGAAGGACAAGCAUUGGUUCUUACUGGUGAGAACAAUGAGUUAGAUAUAUCUGAACACAAUGAGCUGGCAGUUGUUGAUCACCAAGAACUUGAUGAAAAUAUGGAUCUAGCAGUUGUUGAGAACCAUGAUAUGGGAAUUGAUUCUGGAGAUGACAUGCUUCAACAUGGUCAGAUGGUACUUGCUAAUCAUCAUGUCCUUCAGCUUCGAACCAUUCCUGCCACCCCUGAUUUCGAGCUUCACGUGGGACAAGAAUUCCCUGAUGUCAAAAGUUGUCGUAGGGCCUUGCGUGAUACAGCUAUUGCCCUUCACUUUGAAAUGCAGACUAUAAAAUCUGAUAAAACUCGAUUUACUGCUAAGUGUGCCACUGAAGGAUGCCCAUGGCGUAUUCAUGCUGCAAAACUUCCUGGUGUGCCCACCUUCACAAUCAGAACCAUCAAUGACAACCAUACGUGUGGGGGAAUUGGUCAUCUUGGUCAUCAGCAAGCCUCAGUUCAGUGGGUUGCUAACUCUGUUGAGCAACGCCUACGAGAAAACCCCAACUGCAAGCCAAAGGAGAUCUUGGAAGAAAUUCACCGUGUCCAUGGUAUCACUCUAUCAUACAAGCAAGCUUGGCGCGGAAAGGAACGGAUAAUGGCUGCAAUGCGUGGUUCCUUUGAAGAAGGAUAUCGUCUUCUUCCGCAGUACUGUGAACAGGUGAAAAGAACAAAUCCUGGAAGUAUUGCAUCUGUCUAUGGCAAUCCAAGUGAUGGUUGCUUCCAGCGACUGUUUAUAUCCUUUCAGGCAUCUAUCUAUGGUUUUCUGAAUGCUUGCCGUCCACUCCUUGGUCUUGAUAGGACAUUCUUAAAGAGUAAAUACCUUGGCACUCUACUUUUGGCUACUGGUUUUGAUGGGGAUGGAGGACUUUUUCCAUUAGCUUUUGGUGUUGUUGAUGAAGAAAAUGAUGAUAACUGGAUGUGGUUUCUUUCCGAACUUCAUAGCCUGCUUGAGAUCAAUACAGAAAACAUGCCGAGGCUUACAAUUCUUUCAGAUAGGCAGAAGGGCAUUGUGGAUGGUGUGGAAGCUAACUUCCCUACAGCUUUCCAUGGUUUUUGCAUGCGUCACUUGAGUGAAAGCUUUCGUAAAGAGUUUAACAAUACAAUGCUUGUUAACUUAUUAUGGGAAGCAGCUCAUGCACUUACGGUGAUUGAAUUUGAGGCAAAAGUUCUGGAGAUUGAAGAAAUAUCUCAAGAUGCUGCAUAUUGGAUCCGGCGCAUCCCACCUCGACUUUGGGCUACAGCAUACUUUGAGGGGACAAGGUUUGGGCAUUUGACUGCUAACAUAGUGGAGCAGCUGAAUACCUGGAUUCUUGAGGCAUCUGGACUUCCAAUAAUUCAGAUGAUGGAAUGCAUAAGAAGACAACUUAUGACUUGGUUUAAUGAGCGCCGUGAAAUUAGUAUGCAGUGGACAUCAAUUCUGGUGCCUACCGCUGAGAGGCGUGUUGCCGAAGCUCUAGAGCGUGCCCGGACGUACCAAGUUCUGCGAGCUAAUGAAGCUGAGUUUGAAGUAAUAUCCCACGAGGGAACCAAUAUUGUUGACAUUAGAAAUCGGUGCUGCCUGUGUCGGGGCUGGCAGCUGUAUGGUUUACCCUGCGCACAUGCUGUUGCAGCUCUACUUUCUUGCAGGCAAAAUGUCCAUCGAUUCACAGAAAGCUGCUUCACAGUUGCAACGUAUCGGAAGACAUAUUCUCAAACCAUACAUCCCAUUCCAGAUAAAUCGUUAUGGAAGGAGUUAACUGAAGGGGAUCCUGAUGCUGUCAAAGCUGACGAGCUUUUAAUUAAUCCUCCCAAAUCACUUCGCCCUCCUGGCCGUCCAAGAAAAAAAAGAGUUAGAGCAGAAGACCGUGGUCGUGUGAAGCGAGUUGUGCAUUGCAGUCGUUGCAAUCAGACCGGGCACUUUAGAACAACAUGUGCAGCACCAAUUUGAGUUAUCAUUAUCUGUCUGAGGGUAAACUCCCUUGGCAAAGAUUUCUCUUAUAUAUCUUCUUGCUCAAUUUUUAUUAGUUAGAAUUAGCUAAAGUUUUUAGUGUAAGAGUUGUCUAUGAACUAGGUCAUUAAGCAUGUUAAUCAAUUAAUGGUGUUGAAACUUAAUAAUAUAUAAUGUAAAGAAAUGUUAGCUACAUGGCUUUAUCAGUCAUUUCAAGUUCUCAGUGUUGCUUGCCUCUAACUAGUUUUAGCUUAUAUUUAAAUACAAGUACACAGUUGUACAAACAUUGGAGAAUUACUGCUACUUUUGUUGUUUCACUCUACAUAGUACAUACUAAGAAAAGAAAGAAA
Messenger RNA from Ipomoea nil (Japanese morning glory), 3189 nucleotides. RefSeq lists its product as uncharacterized. The coding region runs from base 599 to 2839 and encodes 746 amino acids. The record is from RefSeq and is a predicted model, not a curated record. Gene Ontology annotation, molecular function: zinc ion binding. Lineage: Eukaryota; Viridiplantae; Streptophyta; Magnoliopsida; Solanales; Convolvulaceae. The transcript is spliced from 4 exons.